AUGAAGUACGGAGAGUCACUUCAACGGACAUCUGUCCCUGGCUGGAGUCUACACAAUGUCGACUACAGAGAUAUCAAGGUCUUCAUCAAGGAACACACAACUCCCGGCGCGGGCAAGAGCAUCUCAAUACCAGGCCAUGUCGAUGCGAAGGCCCUUGACCUUGACGACGAACUUUUUGCCAUCCUUGACGAUCAACACAGCCGCAUCGAUCUCUUCGUUCGGAGUAAAGCUGGAGAGAUUCAACGCAGACUAGACCACUCGCAUCAACAACUCCGAGCGCUCGCUUCUCGUCGCGUUGCAGAAGGCCAGCGAAUCAACCUCAGCCGCACCCAGAAAUACAGCAAGCUCGAAAACGAUGUCGUCAAAGCUGGAGAGGAAAUCAAGUCUCUCGCACGCUUCACUGCUGCGCAACGGACGGGAUUUCGCAAAUUGUUGAAAAAAUACAAGAAAUGGAGUGGUUCAACUCGGGUUGAAGAGCGCUUCCGGGACGAGAUCUUGAGCAACCCCAAGAGCUUCACCAAGCUCGAUCUCGGCCCAAUGCUCGACGAAUACUCAAAACUGCGACCUGCUAUCCGCGCCAUGUACGAUGGCUCUGUUCGAUGGUCUGCGUCACCAGCGCCCUCAAGCCCGAUUCGAGACGUCUCACCCGCAUCCCGCCCGUCCAAUACGACGAUUUCGAAGUUGCAGGAUGCCAUUGCCUCUGAUUCGAAGAUAAUGUUUGACACAGCAAUUGCUACAGUCCCGCUCGGCGAGGAAGGCACAUUCGCCAGCUUCUUCGUCGACCCCGAGAACAUUGUUGAGCUGCAAGUCUUUCUCUUGCAACACGCCGAAUACUUCGGCCAUCGUAGCCGUUCCAAUUCCGUUGUAACUCCCAUUUCAGCCACACCAUCUCGCAAUGGUUCCGUCUCUGGCAACACCCGUGCCGACUUUCACAUGAUCGUAGCUGACAGCAUCGACCGCUUCGUCAAGGAGCAGAGCGCGUUGACGGUCGAUGACCGAGAACAUCGCGUGGGAUCCUACCCCCAGCGGACCAAAGCUUGCGUUCGAUGGAACGAGGAGGAAGAUGCCAUGGCGUGCCUUCGUCUGAAGUCGGGCAAGGCCAAGAGUGCUGCGCUCAAGCGUAAGCAUGCACGUGCUUUCUUUGAUCGCAAGGCCCUUUUCUCCGCCAAGCAGUCCGCCGCGGUAGAAGAGAGCGAUGAAGAAGUCAACAAUGUCCGUCAGGAGUUCGUCAAGGAUAACAACGUCCAGCCACUCUUCCACUUCUCCAGCUGUCGCUCGCGCCUCACCGGAAUCAACAGUGGCGCCCCGACCCUGUCCAUGGCAACGCUCGACACCAACAUUGUCAUGGAGAGCGUCGAAGCUGAGGGCGAAGCGAAGAAGAAGAUUAAUUUCCCCUAUGCCUUAUUGCUCGUCCGACAAGAAGGUGGACAUCCGUCGGCAUUGCUCGCAGCUCUGGAUAAUUGCCAUCUGAUCGAACGUGUCCGCGGCUUCUCACUCGAGCUACAUGCAGUCUGGGCUGUGCAUCAGCCAAAGAACAUGCCUCCACCGUUCUGGCUCCCAAUUCUCGAUCGUGACAUCCGUAAAUUACCACCUCCCGCUCUGCCACGACAACACAGCUUCGCCGGUUCGGGUUCGGGCUCAGGCUCCACUGCGGCUUCACGUAGUGGUCCCGAAUCUCGUGGAUCAUUCGCUGCGAUCACAGAUUCUACCACAGCUGUUGACACUGCGGUGGAUUCUCUCAUCAUCGAUACGUCCAUCCCAAUUCGAAGCUCUCGCAAGAAGCGACGCGGAGGCCAUCUAUCGGUCGCUCAUGAAGAGCAACAUCAACAGCAGCCAGCGCCUCAACGAUACUGGAACGAAUUUGACGACCCGGAAGAUGGUAAUCCUGAUGAUGCAAAUGCCUAUGUGAUCUACAUCGACCCCAACGCGCCAUCUCGUAUGGAGAGGCUUUUUGACAGCUGCUUUGAUCGCGUCGCCUCCUUCUUUGGCAUGAAGGCCGAGCGAGCGGAUGCCGGUCCCGCCAGCCCAGGUAAUGGCGACGAAGACCCGACCUCCUCCGAUGACGACGAAGACGAAGAAUCCGGCCUCCUUCACCCAUCCCCCAGACGCCCGGAACGUAAGAACAACAGCAGCACAUGGGGUACCUUUUCCUCAUCUGCCACUGCCACUUCGAGCAAUUCCACAUCCACCCGCCACACUGGCGCUACCACCACGACAACCAUCACCGGAUCCAGUCCGGCACUGCUCGCCCUCCGCUCCCAACGCGCCGCCUACUAUGCCAACCUCGUGCCCCGCUUUGCUGCCGCUUGCCUCGCCGCCGCUUACGGGAUGCUCCUGAUGGCCUACGUGCUCGCCUUCACCGGCCGCCACAAGUACGCACAUGCCGUCGACGCGGCCGUCAUCACCGCCGGAAUCUCCAGCGUGGCGUUUGCAGUCGUCGGCUUCUCCAGCGUAUUACGCGAGGGCGCUACCGCCAUAAGUCUUCCUGCCUGGGCGCUCUGUGUCGUGGCUUUGGUCGGCGAUGCGCUCGGUGCCGGAGGUCUUGUGGCGUGGAUGGCUAGAGCCGGGUGA
Dissoconium aciculare CBS 342.82 is the source of this 2571-nucleotide messenger RNA. RefSeq lists its product as uncharacterized. NCBI's taxonomy places the organism in Eukaryota, Fungi, Ascomycota, Dothideomycetes, Mycosphaerellales, Dissoconiaceae. The transcript has 4 exons. Bases 1 to 2571 code for a protein of 856 amino acids. Gene Ontology annotation, cellular component: fungal-type vacuole membrane; vacuolar transporter chaperone complex. The record is from RefSeq and is a predicted model, not a curated record. Gene Ontology annotation, biological process: vacuole fusion, non-autophagic; microautophagy; vacuolar transport.